AUGAAUAAACCAGAGUAUAAAACCAUUCCUCACACGUGCUCUGGUCCACCCGACCCGUUCGGGUACGGUAGCAAACGGAUCGGACCCAACGGUGACGUUGGGUGGAUUGAGUAUAUUCUCCUCAAUGCUAAUUCCCAAGUCACCUCUCUCAACACCCAUGCCGUUUUCCGUCAAAGUCCUCGGAUUUUCCGAGCUGCCAUGGAGGAGUACAUGUCGGCGGUGAAAGAAGUUGCGUUCCAGGUGCUGGAAAAAAUGGCGGAGGGGCUGGGGGUGGAGCCGCGUGACAGGCUGAGCAAGCUCGUCAAGGACGAGAAGAGCGACUCGUGCCUGAGGCUGAACCAUUAUCCGGCGGCAGAGGCGGAGGCGGAGGCGGAAGGACGGCGGAGGGAGGUGGUAGGGUUCGGAGAACACACAGAUCCACAGAUAAUAUCAGUGCUGAGAUCAAACGACACGGAGGGUCUUCAGAUUUGUCUGAAAGACGGCAAAUGGGUCGCUGUCCCUCCUGAUCACUCCUCUUUCUUCGUCAAUGUCGGAGAUGCCCUUCAGGUGAUGACUAACGGGAGGUUCAAAAGCGUGAAACACAGGGUGGUGGCGGACACAAGUAGGUCGAGGGUGUCGAUGAUAUACUUCGGAGGGCCACCUUUGGCGGAAAAGAUCGUACCUUUGCAAUGUCUCGUGCCCAAACAAGAGGACUGUCUCUACAACGAGUUCACGUGGUCUCAGUACAAAUUCUCCGCUUACAAGACUAGACUCGGUGACUAUAGACUCAGUCUCUUUGAGAAAAAACCCGUCGUCCAAAUAUGAGUCAUGGUGAUGGUGACCCUUUGCUAUAUAUGUUUGAUUCCAACCUUAAUAUUAAAAAGAAAUAAGUAAUGGGUUUUCAUUAGGGCAAAAAGCAUUAGGGUUUGCUUAGAGUUUGACUCUCUACACAGUCUCUGUUUUGCCUUUACAUAUAAAAUUACUACUACAUAGGAGUUUUGUUCUUUCUUAAUCUCUCUAUGUUUUCAUUUUUGCUCUUUGUUUGUGCUUUGGUGUGUAUCAAAUCAAUGUAUGAUCUCGCUUUGUAUUAUGUCACCAGUA
This is a messenger RNA of Tarenaya hassleriana, 1080 nucleotides long. RefSeq names its product gibberellin 2-beta-dioxygenase 2-like. Lineage: Eukaryota; Viridiplantae; Streptophyta; Magnoliopsida; Brassicales; Cleomaceae. The transcript is spliced from 4 exons. The record is from RefSeq and is a predicted model, not a curated record. Bases 1 to 804 code for a protein of 267 amino acids. Gene Ontology annotation, biological process: response to light stimulus; gibberellin catabolic process.